Molecule: messenger RNA, 237 nt
Organism: Ceraceosorus bombacis
Lineage: Eukaryota; Fungi; Basidiomycota; Exobasidiomycetes; Ceraceosorales; Ceraceosoraceae
Source: the annotation of a GenBank genome assembly
AUGCUGUCAGCCGACGCCUUGGCCCGAACGGUCGCACUUACUGUACCAACACGGGCCAAUCCCGAUAUAUUUGAGUGUGGCAGCUACAUCGAUUCACCGCGGAUCUUGAGUAGGCUUGCAUGACCCGGCUUUCUUCCCACGACCAUCAGAGUCACAGUGUCCCUUCAGCUUAGACGAGCCGCUGCCAGGCAAUUUGUCAACCGUGUUCGCAGUCUGAAUUCUCAAGGUGUCGAUUAA